Messenger RNA from Drosophila bipectinata, 1809 nucleotides. RefSeq names its product Glutamine synthetase 1 (gene Gs1). Gene Ontology annotation, cellular component: cytoplasm. The record is from RefSeq and is a predicted model, not a curated record. Gene Ontology annotation, molecular function: glutamine synthetase activity. NCBI's taxonomy places the organism in Eukaryota, Metazoa, Arthropoda, Insecta, Diptera, Drosophilidae.
GCGGCCGAGGCGGAAUCGCCUCGAAUCGAACUCAACUGAACUGAACUGAAACGAAACGAAAAAAAGUGAAUGUUGUCGCUGGCGGUGCUCACAAGCCUUCCAAACUCUGUACUGGUCGGGUGUCCUCACCAGUCGCUCCGCAGCCUCUGAAACAGCAGCAAGUCCCAACCGAGCAGCCACCGCAACUGCAUAUCCCGAGCCCAAAGUUCACUCAAGACCAGACCUCAACGGCCAGCAGCAACAACUCAGCAGCAUAACUGUAGUGGACCGCCGAGCAGAGCACAGAUCGACAUGGCAUUCCGCGUAGCCGGACUCUUCCUGAAGCGGGAGCUCGUGGCCCCCGCCACCCAGCAGCUGCGUCUGCUGCGCACCUCCAACGUGGCCCGCACCCAGUUCCUGGCCAACUCGCCCAACACGGCGCUGGACAAGAGCAUCCUGCAGCGCUACCGCAACCUGGAGACGCCCGCCAACCGGGUGCAGGCCACCUACCUGUGGAUCGACGGCACCGGGGAGAACAUCCGCCUGAAGGACCGCGUCCUGGACAAGGUGCCCAGCUCCGUGGAGGACCUGCCCGACUGGCAGUACGACGGCAGCUCCACCUACCAGGCCCACGGCGAGAACUCGGACACCACCCUGAAGCCGCGCGCCAUCUACCGCGACCCCUUCAAGCCGGGCAAGAACGACGUGAUCGUCCUGUGCGACACCUACAACGCCGACGGAAACCCCACGGCCUCCAACAAGCGGGCCGCGUUCCAGGCGGCGGUCGACAAGAUCGGCGACCAGGAGCCGUGGUUCGGCAUCGAGCAGGAGUACACCCUGCUGGACGUGGACGGACGUCCGUUCGGCUGGCCGGAGAACGGCUUCCCGGCGCCCCAGGGCCCCUACUACUGCGGCGUUGGAGCUGACCGCGUCUACGCCCGCGACCUCGUGGAGGCCCACGCCGUGGCCUGCCUGUACGCCGGCAUCGACUUUGCCGGCACCAACGCCGAGGUGAUGCCCGCCCAGUGGGAGUACCAGGUGGGCCCCAGCAACGGCCUGAAAGCCAGCGACGACCUCUGGGUGUCCCGCUACAUCCUGCAGCGCAUCGCCGAGGAGUACGGCGUGGUGGUGACCUUCGACCCCAAGCCCAUGGAGGGCCAGUGGAACGGAGCCGGCGCCCACACCAACUUCUCCACGAAGGCGAUGCGUGCCGAUGGCGGCAUCAAAGCCAUCGAGGCGGCCAUCGAGAAGCUGAGCAAGCAGCACGAGCGCCACAUCAAGGCCUACGACCCCAAGGAGGGCAAGGACAACGAGCGGCGCCUGGUGGGUCGCCUGGAGACCUCCAGCAUCGACAAGUUCUCGUGGGGCGUCGCCAACCGGGCCGUGAGUGUGCGAGUGCCGCGCGGAGUGGCCACCGCCGGCAAGGGAUACUUCGAGGACCGGCGGCCGAGCUCCAACUGCGACCCCUACGCCGUGUGCGGCGCCCUCGUGCGCACCUGCCUCCUGAACGAGUAGGCAGGCCGCAGAGGAGGUCCUGGAGGCACCCGUUGUAUAUAGCGUACCGUUCGGCUACUUUUCGGUUUAAAUAGGCAGCAAGGCAACCUCGACAGUUGCUCGUCCAAAAUACAAAAAAGACAGGAACAGAAGCAGAAGCAGGAGGAGGAGGAGGAAGAGGAGAUGGCACCAGUGGCGUGCGUUAGCAUUUAGGCAUUAGGAGUGGGUGGGCGGGCGUGACAGAACACCUGAAACUGAGAAUUCUGCCAUUAAUAUUUUACUAAGUAUGUUUACCGUAUCGUUGCUUUAAUCUUAUUAAUAAAUACUUGUAACCUA